AACACCGCAGUGUGACAAUCAUUAAGCUUGUCUUGGGCCCUGCCUUUUGACCUCACAGCCACGAACAAGGAUAUUGUCCAUCUCACGCAUGUCGCACUGUACAGUCCACGUACCGCCUCCACCUGAACUACUUUUGGCGACCUACUUUCUACACCAAGACCUCGUGUUCAUUGAGCCUCACGUUAGGUGUGUUUCAGCGUAGAUGUGUUCUACCCAAGUGUGUAGUAAGAAAAUUCCGGAUCACGAUACGGAAAGUACAGCGGGUCGAUAAAUUGCUUUAUUUUAUGCUGGAAGGAACGCGGUAUCGCUACACACCCACCACUCUCGCUGACGACAGCCUCAAGUUUGUCAAGCAGGCCCAUCCACGUAAAACAAGAUGGCGGAUGCAGCGGACGAGACUUUUGAACAGGCGGGGAGCGGAGCAUCUGCUUCGUAUCCGAAACAGUGUUCUGCCCUGAGGAAGAACGAAUACGUUCUCAUUAAGAAUCGUCCCUGCAAGAUCGUAGACUUGUCUACGUCGAAGACCGGGAAACAUGGCCAUGCUAAGGUGCACAUAGUAGGUACGGACUUGUUUACUAGUAAAAAGCUUGAAGAUGUCUGCCCGUCCACUCACAAUAUGAAUGUCCCGCAUGUGAGCAGAAUAGAAUAUCAACUGAUUGAUAUGGACAGUGAUGGGUUUUUGACUCUAAUGGACGACAAGAAUAACAUAAGGGAUGACCUGAAGGUAGGUGAUAAAGAUCCCGAAUUGAAGAAAGAUAUCGAAAGUAAACUGAAGGAUGGCGUUCCUACUAUGGCUGCUGUACUCAAGGCUAUGGACGAAGAGGUUAUCGUGUCUGUCAAACUAGGAAAGGAAUAAGAAUAUUAUUUCCAACAUGGACAUGAACAAUUCUGAUACUUUCCCACAGUUAAACGUGACACUUGUUUGAAAACGUAAACCGGAAGUCGGCCUGUUGGGUUACCACGUGGUCGGCCGGGUGGCGGGUGAUUUUAUGUGAAGCUGAUCCUUUCGUCGAAGACUUGUUGAAGUGAUAUGUACCACAAUUUUGGACUUGAUUCAAAGAUUAUUCUACUUUUCGAUGGAUAUUUGUUUGUAAAGGUUUUGGUGAUCAAGAUGCAAAAUAAAGAUUUCGUGACGUUGACAGGAAGAUCGAUCGAAGAACACAGCAUUCCAUUGUUCGGUAUUUAGGCAAGGCCUAGUGACCGGUAGGCGCAUGUGGUGCAUCCGAAGACAUCGAACAGGAAUGUGUUAACUUUUGUGAAGUUAAUUAGCGUUCAUGUUGUAUGAACAGUUAUAAAAUAAGUAACAUUAACUUAUUUAUCCAUGUUGUGCUAACUUAAGACCUCUGCUUGAAAUAAUUUCCUGUACUUUUUUGGAAUGAGCCACUUGACUCAAUAAAUCGAUGAUUUGGUAAAAUGUU
Molecule: messenger RNA, 1418 nt
Organism: Haliotis rufescens (red abalone)
Lineage: Eukaryota; Metazoa; Mollusca; Gastropoda; Lepetellida; Haliotidae
Product: eukaryotic translation initiation factor 5A-like
Exons: 1
Coding region: 377-856 (159 amino acids)
Biological process (GO): positive regulation of translational elongation; positive regulation of translational termination
Molecular function (GO): ribosome binding; translation elongation factor activity; RNA binding
Source: RefSeq, a predicted model, not a curated record